Molecule: messenger RNA, 1152 nt
Organism: Syngnathoides biaculeatus (alligator pipefish)
Lineage: Eukaryota; Metazoa; Chordata; Actinopteri; Syngnathiformes; Syngnathidae
Product: small ubiquitin-related modifier 3
Exons: 4
Coding region: 139-477 (112 amino acids)
Biological process (GO): protein sumoylation
Cellular component (GO): nucleus
Molecular function (GO): ubiquitin-like protein ligase binding; protein tag activity
Source: RefSeq, a predicted model, not a curated record
GCGCGCCUGGCGCACAGAAACAAGAAGGAGAAAAAGACGGCAGUCGACGGACGGGUUGGGGACGCCUCGCUGCGGCUCAGCGAACUGUCGCUCUCCUCUUAAAGUUCACGCAUCUCCUAUCGCCUCCAACACGCAAGCAUGUCAGAAGAAAAGCCGAAGGAAGGCGUGAAGACUGAGAACGACCACAUUAACCUGAAAGUGGCCGGUCAAGAUGGUUCGGUUGUACAGUUCAAAAUCAAGAGGCACACUCCUCUCAGCAAACUCAUGAAAGCGUACUGUGAACGGCAGGGACUGUCCAUUCGUCAAAUAAGGUUUAGGUUUGAUGGGCAGCCCAUAAAUGAGACGGACACACCCUCACAGGUUUCGACUGCGUCCGCCAUUCCGAAGUUGCAAGUAAAACAUUCCAUUACAUUUUCAAAGCUUUUCCCCACAAGGGACGUGGGAAUGCCGCAGCCUGUCCCAACUGACUUCAAGUGAAAGGUGGACGACACCCUGAACUGGUCGCCAGUCAAUCAUGUGGCUCAUAUGACAGUUACUUAGUGGGAACUGAACGCACACUGCCUUGACUGAAGUCAGACAACUGUACCACUACAUCAUCAGACUCCAUUUCAAUAUCAAAUCAACAAAUCCUCUUGAAUCCAUUAAAUUCCUGGCCAGCGAGAGGUGCUUUGGACGUAAUUUACAAUGUAUGGACUGAAGCUGCAUUCAAGUAAGCAACAAGGAAAUGGCGACAAAAGCAAUCAAGUGACCGUGUAAACCCAGUGCCUUCUGCUUUCAAAUUUCCUGUAAUUCUGGAACACGGGACAGACCAAAAAUACCCUGAAGCCUUACAUGGAGUUGAAACUGCAGUCUUGGAGUAGUCAGGAAAAAGUGGUGUGAUGCUUGGGCAUCCAGAGUGAUGAACCUCUAUGUGGAUAUAAUUUUUUUCAUUUCCAAUGAGUGGGGAAAGGUCUGGAGAGUACUUUUUCUGUUUUGACAGCCCUGUGGCCUGUCAAAAAAAAGUUUGUCAUACUAUAAAUGUAGUUCCUUGGCCCUAAGAUGCCACUAGAUGGUGCCAAAGCACUUCUUAUUAGACAGGACUGGACUCGGACUUGUAAAAUGUCUCUUAAAUUCUCCCCAUUUAAAAAAAAAAAAAAAAAAGUUGCCAUCAGU